ACACACAGCCCCAACCCCAGCCCACCUCAGGCCAGGCCGGGCCACCACCACCCAGUGCUUCCCUUCUCUGGGCCUGGGCCAGCCCCACCUGAGCCACCGGCCAGGGGAGGGGCGGGGCCUGCGGGCUGUUGGCCACGUGCAGGACCCUGACGGGAGGAGGGGGGCGGGUGCUCUUAAGGCGGGUCUGAGGUGAGCUGCACCUCCCCUGACUGCUUACCUGGUCUCUGAGCUGUCUUGAUCCCAGAAGCCAGGAGUGAACGCAGCUGCCUGUCUGCCCUGGACACCAGGUCCUGGGAGCUCCUGGUUGGCAGGUGACAUCUCUGUGAUAUAAGCGAGGCUGGUCGGAAGCCAGAGGUAAACUGCGGACGCUGCCCCCGCCAUGUCACAGGUGAUGUCUAGCUCCCUGCUGGCAGGAGGCCAUGCAGUCCAUCUGGCUUCCUGUGAGGAACCCAGGAGGGCCCUGCACCCAGCACCCAGCCCCAACCUGCCACCGCAGUGUCCUUACUACACCACACAAGGCUGGGGGGCACAGACGCUGAUGGCCCCCACGCCCUGCAAGGAGCCCCACAACCGGCUCCAGCAGGCACCCCCGGCCGGAGCCAAGGCCAGCGGCCUCCUACCAGCCCUGGGUGAGCAGACCUCAGGCGCCCUGGGCGACCUGGACUCCUACAUUGACCUCUCCCUGGAGAGCCUCAACCAGAUGAUUCUGGAACUGGACCCCACCUUCCAGCUGCUCCCCUCCGGGCCUGGUGGCCCCUGGGCUGAGCCCACCCAGAGCGCUUCCCCCAGGAGAAAGAAAGAGGAGCCUGAAGGCUUGGAUAUCAAGUACAUCGAGGUGACCUCCACGAGGUCAGCAUGCCACGAUGGCCCCCAGCGCUGCUCCAGCCCAUCUGUCAGCCCGCCUUUCGGCUCCCCGCGCAGCGGCAGCCUCCUCCUUUCCAGAGACGUCCCCCGAGAGACCCGCAGCAGCAGUGAAAGCCUCAUCUUCUCUGGGAACCAAGGCAGGGGCCACCAGCGUCCUCCACCCCCAUCUGGGGCUCCGUCUUCUCAUCCUCCGCCCUCUCCUAGCAUCUCCAUCCCCUGCAUGAGGAGCAAGGCCUCGGGCCCCCAGGGCUUGGGUUCCCCACUGAAGGCUUCGGCGGGCUUGGAGAAGGGGCUGGGGGCCCCUGGCCCACAGCACGGCAGCAGGGUGUCCUCGCUCUCAGCCAGCCCAGCAUCUGACAUCAGCUAUGUGUUUGGAAGCAGCCAGUCCCUCCUCCACUCCAGCCUCUCCAGGCAACAGUCAUGUUCAAGGUCCUUGGAAAGCCCAGCCAGCUCUUCGUCCAGCCUCCACAGCCUGGGCCCAGUGCCCCUGUGUACAAAAGCCAGUGACAUCCAGGUCCCCAGCAAUAUCAUCGCAGGCAUGGGCCAGCCCAGAGCCACCUGUUCCCCACCACUGGCCAAGGAACAUGCCAGCAGCUGCCCCCCAUCCAUCGCCAACUCCAUGGUGGACAUACCCAUCGUGUUGAUCAACGGCUGCCUGGAACCAGGGUCUCCCCAACCCCAGGGGAUGCCAGGACACCAGGACUCCAUCCGAUCUGGGGCUGCUUCUGCCAGCAACCCUUGUCCGGCCACCAGGAGCCACAGCCAGUCCCCGCCAGAUGCCUCUCCCGCCCCAUCCCCAGAAGGCACCGGUCCUGCCAGGGACAUGCAGCCCAUCAUGAAGUUUGUGAUGGACACCUCUAAAUACUGGUUUAAGCCAAGCAUCACCCGAGAGCAAGCCAUCGAGCUUCUGAGGAAGGAGGGGCCGGGGACUUUCGUCGUGAGGGACAGCUCGUCAUACAGAGGCUCAUUCGGCCUGGCCCUGAAGGUGCAGGAGGCCCCCGCAGCUGCCCAGAACACGUCAGGUGAGGACAGCAGUGACCUGAUCCGCCACUUCCUCAUCGAGUCCACCGCCAAAGGGGUGCAUCUCAAAGGGGCAGAUGAGGAGCCCUACUUUGGGAGCCUCUCGGCCUUCGUGUGCCAGCACUCCAUCAUGGCCCUGGCCCUGCCCUGCAGACUCGCCAUCCCGCAGAAAGAAUUAGGAGGUGGAGACGGAGCCUCAGACCCCUCUGCAGACAGCCGGGCUUCCUGCCUGAAGAAAUCUGCGGGCUGCCAUGCCCUCUACCUGAGUUCUGUGAGUGUGGAGACCCUCACUGGAGCCUUGGCCAUACGGAAGGCCAUCUCGACCACCUUGGAGAGGGACGUCCUCCCUACACCCACUACGGUCCACUUCAAAGUCACCGAGCAGGGCAUCACCUUGACCGACCUCCAGAGGAAGCUGUUUUUCCGGCGCCAUUACCCCCUCACCACCCUCCGCUUCUGUGGCAUGGACCCCGAGCAACAAAAGUGGCAGAAGUACUGCAAGCCCUCCCGGAUCUUUGGGUUUGUGGCCAAGAGCCAGACUGAAUCCCAGGAGAACGUGUGCCACCUCUUCGCAGAGUAUGACACGGUGCAGCCAACCUCAGAGGUCAUCAGCCUGGUGACUGCUCUGCUACAGGACACAGAAAGGCUGUAGAGGGGUGCUCCCUGCAGGCGUCCCCAGAUAUCCCAAGGGACUUGCCCCGAAUUCCUAUCUACCCCUCAACAUGCUGCUGUACCACACUGAUGGGCCGAUAUACUGAACUUAAGGAGACUGGUACUAAGUGGAAACCUUUGAGCAUCCUAUGACCUUCAGCAGUGACCUUCAUUCAGACCCCCCUGGGCCUCAGUUUCCUCACCCAGGAAAGGAGGCCAAUAGGACCCACUGUUCCUCUGAGACUUUGGUGGGCGUCUGAACAAGGUCCCUGAGUUUCUGAAGCACGCUCAUCUGAGACUCCCACAUGCAAACCACCUCUGAGGACGCCUGGCUCCACCAGCCUGGACGCUCGAGGCCUGCGCCCCUGUUCACGGCAAACAGCAGGGCUGGCUCGUUGGACAGCAGGGCCCUGGCCAGUGGCUGGCCUGGGAGUAGGUGGAUGCAGAGAUGGGCUGGCUCUCUUUCCCUCCGUAUCUGUUCCUUUCCACAUUUCCCUAAAGUCUUCUUGGGCAGCUGUUCCCAGAACAAAGCUGAAUUCUUUGCCCUGCGUUCUUCCAGCCAGGAGGCCAUGGCUGUUCGGGCAGCUCAGCCAGGGUGGACUUGCCCCCAGCUGUCCCCACGUUCUUAAUGUCUAAUCCCCUUCAUUGCAAAUAAGUGACAAAGCCCCAACUGUUCUUUUAAGUUUGGGGAAAGCAAGUGUCCUCCUGUUGAUGUCACAGCGGUCCCAGUGUUGCUGGUGUGACCACACUUGGGGUGGGGACAGAGAGAUUCCUGCCUGAGAUCCCUCCAGAACAGACACAAAGAAUGGAUCUCUCCAGUUCUGCCUCAGCUCCACUCUUCCUGAGUCCCCCUGACCCCACAGCACACACACACCCCCACUCCCACCCCACAGUGGUGUGGAGACAACUAGUCCUACAGCCACAGGGGGGCAGCAGAGAGUCAGGAAUGCAGCCAGGCCUCCACUCCAAGAGGCUUGGAGAAGCUGGGCGGUCUUUCCUGCCCCACCCCCACCUAGCCUUCCAGAAACUGGGGUAGUUUGUCCAGCAGGCCUAAGGAAGCCACGCCAUGAGGGUGGAAAGGGAGGCUCAGAGAAGAAGCCCACUUUUGCUCUAUGAGGACAAGAACCUGCUGUCUUCUAGCUGUGGGCCUGGCUAGAGCAUCAUUAUUUUUGGCCAAAGUUGGGCCUCACAGAUUAUGAUUUCAACCCAGGAAACCAAACCAGACUGAAGUGGCCCUGAGCUGGUGGACCGGCUGAGACCAGCCCACCCAGCCUGUGGUCUGGCACUGCCCCAGCCCUAGAGACGGCAGAAUGUUAGACAAGGUUCUCAAGGUCACAGUACCCAAGUUCUCAAGGUCACAGCCCAGGGGCAAGGGGCGGAAGGAGGAGCUGGCAGAGAGCCCUCCAUAUACUCAUGUAGCUCAUUAUGGAAAAUGUGCCUGUGUAGCUCUCAUCACGGAAAAUAAAGUGUCUG
This is a messenger RNA of Artibeus jamaicensis (Jamaican fruit-eating bat), 4008 nucleotides long. RefSeq names its product tensin 4 (gene TNS4). The transcript is spliced from 13 exons. Gene Ontology annotation, molecular function: protein binding. Bases 380 to 2536 code for a protein of 718 amino acids. The record is from RefSeq and is a predicted model, not a curated record. Lineage: Eukaryota; Metazoa; Chordata; Mammalia; Chiroptera; Phyllostomidae.